AUGCCUGCAAACAAUGCAAAGAGAAGACGUUCAGAUGAUGUGGAUUUCAGCAGUAACCAUCCCACUGCGUCUGCUACUCCGUCUCUCCCGGCAAUCGGUGAGAAUAGGGAUACAGACCCUUCAGGGGUGAGUUGGUGGCUGGCCAGAACAGCCCCACCUAUUCGAUAUCUGUUCAAUGCUGACGGUUCUACAGCUGCUAGAGACUCUCCAACGCCAUAUAGACGACCUAAGAAGCCAUAUUUACUGCAUGCAAUGGUUCAAAAGGCAGGGCCACUCAAAAACAUGUCCAGAUUGUCGGGCACCAGUCAAAGCGACACCUGCUCCAGCAUAUUUGAUGCGAAUGAAACCACACAGGAGCAUUUGGCCAACCAAGUAGCAGAGACUGAGCAAGUCGAAAGGGACAAGCAGAAUACUGACCCUAGGACUGGUGGUCUGUUCCAGGGAUGCUUCAACAACACUCCUAUUCCACUUUAUGACAACGCCGAAGGUGUCUCACGGUGCCCAGGAUGUUUUUGGGAAUUGGAAGAUGGCGAAUGCACGCACUGCGGCUAUACAGUGAGCGACUCGGAGCAGGAUCAGGAACUUGAUGACGAGGUUAUGGAACAACUCCGACUAAUGGGAGAUGCCUUUACGGAAGAUGAGGAUGAGUCCGACUUUAUUGGACAACAUCAUAAUCCCUGGUGGGAAUAUAAUUUUCCCCCUCACGACGGUGGUCUUAUAACUGAUAUAACUGACAUGGAUGCCGACUCGGAGGAUGUAUACACGGAUGACAACGACGACAUUACAGAUGUUGGUGACGCUGAGUCGAAUUUGUCAGAAGACGAGUCUCUAAGGUCAGAGUCGGAUUCCUCAGGGAGGUCAAAUUCAACAGCGCGUCGUGCUUCCAGUGAUCAUGGUAGUCAGACGAUUGAACCCGAGUCAACUCCAUCUGUUCAGGAGAUAUCAUCCAGUGCCCAAUCCGAGGAAGAGUCAGAAGAGGAACCAAUCAGACGACCAGUACGCAGAAGAAUCUCUCGUCCACGUCAAUCUCCCCAACAUAUAUCCACCGAUCAAACAACGAGGAUGACAUUGCCCAUGAUUCUCCUUGCUAGCAUGAGGGGAACCGACCCCGAAAAUGCUGUCGUUAUUGACGAUUCCCCCCCUCCACGCCGAAAUUCAAGGCGUCGCCGCCGCCACUAG
Trichophyton benhamiae CBS 112371 is the source of this 1179-nucleotide messenger RNA. RefSeq lists its product as uncharacterized. The record is from RefSeq and is a predicted model, not a curated record. The transcript is spliced from 3 exons. NCBI's taxonomy places the organism in Eukaryota, Fungi, Ascomycota, Eurotiomycetes, Onygenales, Arthrodermataceae. Bases 1 to 1179 code for a protein of 392 amino acids.